GAUGGCUGCCGCGUUUACGCGUUUUUCUGUCGGUCCUCCUCCUCCUCUCCCAUCCUCCAUUGCUGCUAUUUAUGUCCUUUCUCCAUCACCGUUUGCUCUUAGCAGGCGCAGAAAAAAAAACCCUAAUUUCCCUCUGCUCUGCUUCCACACACGUUUCCCAUUUCUCCUCGCCAAUUUCCAAUUUCGCCCAUCCAAUCGUCCUCUCCUUUCUCCAACCUGCAAUUCAGUCGAAUAAUCCAAUAACAUCUCUGAACAAGCCAAAAUCACAGCAGGGAUAACGAAAGACGGAUGGAGAAAGCUGCGCCGGUGGCGUUCGCGUCGGCGAAGAUGCGUGCUCUAAAGGAGGACGAGUUGUUCCCCUCCACCCCCGGUAAGUUCAAGAUCGAACGCUCUCACCAAUUUCACCGUCAGUACCAACGCUGCUUCGCCUCCUCAACCACCAUCUUCCUCUGGGUCAUCUUCCUCAUCGCCCUAACCGCAUCCUUCCUCUCCUUCCAACCCUUCCUCUCGUCAUCCUCUCGCCUUUCCUCCGCCCAUUCCUGGGGCGGCCUCCAGUGGGAACGCCAGGUCCGUGUCUCCGCCUCCCCUCGUCGCCCGUCCGGCCUCACUGUCCUCGUCACCGGCGCCGCAGGUUUCAUCGGCUCCCACUGCUCUCUAGCCCUCCGCAAACGCGGCGACGGCAUCGUCGGGCUUGACAACUUCAACUCGUAUUACGACCCUUCCCUCAAAAAAGCUCGCCGCUCCCACCUUUCCUCACAUUCCAUCUUCAUCGUCGAUGGCGAUAUCAACGACGCCCGCCUCCUCUCCAAGCUCUUCGAUAUCGUCCCAUUUUCCCACGUCCUCCACCUCGCAGCGCAGGCCGGUGUCCGUUACGCCAUUGAAAACCCUUCCUCUUACAUCCACUCCAAUAUAGCCGGCCUCGUUACCCUCCUCGAAGCCGUCAAAUCCGCCGACCCCCAACCCGCCUUCAUCUGGGCUUCUUCCUCCUCCGUCUACGGCCUCAACGACAUUGUCCCCUUCUCCGAAUCCCACCGCACCGAUCGCCCCGCCUCCCUCUACGCCGCCACCAAAAAAGCCGGCGAAGAAAUCACCCAUACCUACAACCACAUCCACGGCCUCUCCAUCACCGGCCUCCGAUUCUUCACCGUCUACGGCCCAUGGGGCCGCCCCGACAUGGCCUAUUUCUUCUUCACCAAAGCCAUCCUCGCCGGAAAACCCAUCACCAUCUACCGCGGCCGCGACGGCCUCAACCUCGCUCGCGACUUCACCUACAUCGACGACAUCGUCCGCGGCUGCCUCGCCGCCCUCGACACCGCCGGAAAAUCCACAGGCUCCGGCGGAAAGAAGCGCGGCGCAGCCCCUUACCGCAUCUUCAAUCUCGGCAACACCUCGCCCGUCAACGUACCAACUCUUGUCUCCAUCCUUGAGCGCCACCUAAAACUGAAGGCCAAGAAGCACGUGAUCGAGAUGCCUAGCAACGGCGACGUGCCCUUCACCCACGCGAAUAUCACGCUCGCCAUGGCCGAGCUCGGCUACAAGCCAACCACCAACAUCGACGCCGGACUCAAGAAGUUCGUCAAGUGGUAUAUUUCCUACUACGGCCACGCCGCCAGAGGAAUCUUCAAGACCAAUCUGUAAAUUUCUUUUUUACCCAAAAUAUCCAAAUCAUUUUCACUUCUACCAUUUUCGGAUCUCAGGUAUUCUAUAAUUUUUAUUUUAAUCAUCUAUAUAAUAUUAUAAUUUUAAAUAA
Messenger RNA from Dendrobium catenatum, 1750 nucleotides. Its product is annotated as UDP-glucuronate 4-epimerase 1-like. The coding region runs from base 289 to 1638 and encodes 449 amino acids. The transcript has a single exon. Lineage: Eukaryota; Viridiplantae; Streptophyta; Magnoliopsida; Asparagales; Orchidaceae. The record is from RefSeq and is a predicted model, not a curated record.